UAUAAAGUUUGUUUGGAUUUUGCAUAUACAUUAUAACAUAACAGUUAAUAAAUAAAAUACAAACAUGGAAAGGAAUAGAAAUAAUUUUAGGCCUCCUAAUUCGGAUAGGUUUUCACAAAGGUUUAGAAAUGAUUCAAGAAAACAUUGGCAGCCUCAGUUUAAUUCAAAUAAUUCAUGUAAUUUUAAUCCCUGGAUAUCCAAUCCACAACACACUGCCCAUAGACCAUACAAUGCAGUACUCAAUAAUAUGGGACAGAGAGGCUCUUCACAGACUAAUAAUGGAAAUAACGGCCAAUGGAAUCAAAACCGUAAUGUGUGGGGGCAAAGCUGGCCCAAUAAUACUCAAGAUAAUAAUGAGGGUCAUUGGAAGCAAAUUUCAGGUAAUCAAAAUGAACAAAGUUCCAGUUUUGUGCGUGGAAAUUUUACUAGGGAAAGAAGGACACCAUAUGAUAGACCCAGAGAAUUCUCUAAAAACCGAAAUGACAGAUAUGAUGCUCAUGAUAGAUGGAAGGGACCUAGCAAUUCAGAAGAUGAUUCAUCAUAUGACAUUGUUCCAGAACCUCUAAGUCCACUAGAAGCAAAAAUUGAAAAAUUAAUAUCAGCAGUUCAAGGUCAGGGCGAUAAAAUAGGGGAAUUAAUAUUGCUACAAAAUAAUAAUGAAAUUCCUCCAGUAUUGAUAAACAAUGCAGUACAUCAAGUUAAAAAUUGUGUAAUGAAUAUUGACAGAGAUGAAGCAACAGGCUUUUCUAAAUUGAAAAUCAACAAUACAGUUAUUUGUGAGGGCAUGUAUUCUUCAAAGAAAGAUGCCAAAGAAGCAUUGUAUGAAAUGGCUCUAGAUAUUUUGAAAAUGAAAUGUUUUUUUAUUUCUUCAAAAUCACACUAUGAAGAAGUGUCAAUGGAUGAUAUAAAUAAUAAAAAGACAGAGAUUUCAGAAAAUAAUACUGUUGACAACAAUAGUGUAGCUAUGAAAAUGAUGUUAAAAAUGGGGUGGGGUGGAAAAGGACUUGGUACCAAAGAACAAGGUGAACAAAAAAGUGUUGCAGACAAAAUUGUUGAAAAUAUUUCCAGAGAAGGUUUAGGAGGUGGGGGUAAAAGUGUAAUGCAAGAAAUUGACAAAAUUCUUGCUGAUUACGCUAAGUCGACAAAAACUAUCACACUGGCAUUUGAUUCUGGUUUCACAAAAGAGGAAAGGGCUCGUAUCCAUUCUAUAGCAGCUAAGUAUCAUUUAAAAUCUAAGAGUGAGGGAGGUUUUAACAGUAGAAGAAUAACCAUUAGCAAAAAAUGCAGUAAGUGGGUCUUAAUUCGAGAAUUAUUAAGAGCAGGCCUUGAAAACGAGUCAUAUAUUUUGUCUAUACCAGAGGAGUUUCAGCACUUAUGGACAAGUGAUGAAAAAUAGUUUAUUAAUGAGGUAUUCCUUUAAGUUUGCAUGUGGUAAUAUUAAAAAUAAAAUUAAUGUAAAGAUGUUUUAUGUUAAUUCAUUAAUUAAAUUGAGACUAUUAAUUAAAUUGAGACUAAUAUUAAACUAUGUAUAUUUUGAAUUUUGUACAUACACAAUA
This is a messenger RNA of Diabrotica balteata, 1556 nucleotides long. NCBI's taxonomy places the organism in Eukaryota, Metazoa, Arthropoda, Insecta, Coleoptera, Chrysomelidae. The record is from the annotation of a GenBank genome assembly.